AUGGAUUCUUUGCAAGUCGAAGGAGUCAAAAAUCUACUCUCAACUCUUGAUACUUUUCUGGAUAAUACAUCUAUAAUAUCUCUUAAUAAUGAUGAAAGUUUUUUCAGCGAUGUUGCUAUUGUGAUAGACGCAGAGGAAGCUAUUAAUUAUACUACAAAUCAAGGGACAU
Funneliformis caledonium is the source of this 169-nucleotide messenger RNA. Lineage: Eukaryota; Fungi; Glomeromycota; Glomeromycetes; Glomerales; Glomeraceae. The record is from the annotation of a GenBank genome assembly.